UGCGCUACGACGGCAGACGACAGCCGCAGAUACAGAUACCGGUACGGAUACAGAUACAGAUACGGAGAUACACAGCCGGUCGGACGGACAGGCCCUGAUUGAUUGAUUGCCGAGCCCGGGCCCCAACUCCUGCCCAAAAAAGCGAUAGCCAAACCCAAACCCAAACCCAAACCAGACUCGAUUCGAAACUAAAAACCAAAUUGAAAAUCAAAGUGCUCUCCCUGCAGUCCAGUAUCUGCAACAUCAUCGUCAUCGUCAUCGUCAUCCCAGUCCCAGUAUCCAUAUCUAACAGCGGUCAGCAUCCCAAUCCCAAUCCCAACGGACAACUUCCAGCCGCCAAGCCAUCAAUCAGUCACCGAGUCACCGAGUCACCGCGUCAGUUAGUCAAUCGACUAGCCCACUCGCCUUCUGCCUCUGAUUCCGAUUCUGUUCUGGCUGGAGGAUAUCUUCGGUCGGCGCUUUAGUUUCAGUUCGCAUUUGGACGCGUGCUGUGCGGCCUCGCCGAUAGAGAGAGUCGGAUCGGAUCGGAACGGAAUUCUGUAUUCUGAAUUCUGAAUUCUCAGUUGCCAGUUCUCAGUUCUCAGUACUCACUUGACAAUUCUAUAUUCUGAUUCAGAAUCGUGCGCGAAUUAAUCUAAUAACGUAGCAAGAACCAAAACACUGGCCCACACACGUGUCUGAAGUUCAGUGACAAACCCCAAAUCGGACGUCUAUAUUCCAUUGAAUAUACCAUAUAUAAAUCGUGAAAUCGUAAAACACUUUUAAUCAGCCAGAACCCAAGCGCAGGCACGGCAUAAUUAAUUCGUCUGACCCGCAAAGUUCACCCAUAGCAAAUACGGUUGUGCAAAGUGUGCUUGUGCUCCCUCCAUAAAGUGCGAAAUACUCCAGCCAAGCGGAAAUCUAAAAUAACUUGUAACAACAUGAAGCUGUCUGCAGUAUUCCUGGCAUUGGCGCUGUUUGCCCUCUCGCUGGUCCAGUGCCUCGGCCUGCCCGAUCCCAGCACCAAGUGCGUCAUGGAGUGCGACACGCAGGAGUACUCCUUCAUUUGUGCCGCGGACGACAAGGGCUCCACCAAGUCAUACCGCAAUCUGUGCGUGAUGAAGACGGAGAACUGCCUGCAGAAUGCAAACUAUCAAAAGAUCAGCGACAAGGAGUGCCCGUAGAGCUAUGGAUCCAUUGGUCUGUAGUUCAGCAGAAAUAACUUAAUCGUGGAGGAGAACGAGUGGACGCGGCUUGGCAUUCCGGAGGACUCUUCUUUCUCGCGUGGUAUUUGUGUGUGAUAUUUUUAAGUUGUACUUCAGCGGAAUACAGAACACGCCCCCGAACGUAAUGCAUAAUGAUAAUGUAUUCUAAAAUUAUGAAUAAUAAAUAUUAAAUAAAGUAAUCGUAACACGCAAAGUUAAA
Drosophila subpulchrella is the source of this 1404-nucleotide messenger RNA. RefSeq lists its product as uncharacterized. Bases 921 to 1163 code for a protein of 80 amino acids. Lineage: Eukaryota; Metazoa; Arthropoda; Insecta; Diptera; Drosophilidae. The record is from RefSeq and is a predicted model, not a curated record. Gene Ontology annotation, molecular function: protein binding. The transcript has 3 exons.